AUGUCCGACACUCGGAUCGAAUCGCUGUGCAACUAUUGCGCCAAGAUACCUCUCGACCCUGCGGUCCUAGACAGCCUCCCCGAACAGUCGGCCUUCUGGAGUCUAGGGCCAGGUGCGAGGGUGAAGCAGAGCCUAUGCCCCUUUUGCCGCCUGGUAGAGUCCGUCUUCUUUGCUGACCAGCGCUUUGGCGGCAAUGACUGGACCACCCGGGUCCUCUCCGACGUCGGUGAUGUGGUCGUCGAGUGGUACCGCGACGUCGGCCCUAGCAGGCGCGGCGCCUUUACCGUCGAGUUGGCUGAGCAGCAUUACAUUUGCUUCGGCGAUGCUGCGUCUUCUGUCGUCGGAAGCACCACGGCAACCCAGCUCCACUGUUACGUUCGGGAAACCUUGGCGCCUGAGAUUGACCUCGACCGUAUAGAUGCCUGGAUAUCGACCUGCUCCAAGGAGCACGCCGCCACUUGCUGUCCCUCCUUUCCGCCCGGCUCCUCUUCCGACAGCCCAAUCGAGAACCCCGCCGAUAGUCCCCAGGUGCGGUUGUAUCGCUUGAUCGAUGUCGGGCGCAACUGCUUGGUGGAGAGACGAACCUUCUGCAAAUACGCCGCUCUCAGCUAUGUCUGGGGAGCUGUCCCAAACUUCAGACUCACCACGGCCAACAUGAGCGCACUGUGCCAGGAAGGGGCUCUUGAGAGACUGCACCACAAGCUUCCCCGGACGGUGAAAGAUGCUAUGGCUUUGGUCCGCCGUCUGGGACUGCAAUAUCUCUGGGUGGACGCCUUAUGCCUUCUCCAAAACGACCCCGCUGACAUCAACGCUGGUGUUGGAUUCAUGGACGAGAUUUACGAGUCUUCUUGGCUCACUAUCGUUGCCGCAUGUGGCCAUGACGCCAAUGCAGGCCUCCCGGGGGUGCGCGAGGGAAGCCGCCAGGCGUCAGAACUGACUGUCCAAGUGAAGCCUGGGUUGUUCCUCGGCAUCCACACUGACAUGGACCUCUUGUUGGACAGCUCGGUAUACAGCACAAGGGCAUGGACGCUUCAAGAACAGCUCCUGUCCCGACGGGCACUGUUCUUUGUUGAUGACCGCAUCUUCUUCCGUUGUCGGCUGGCCCAACAUUCAGAGACAUGCAUGGACGAUCCACGCCCCGCUGCCCUUCACGGCCCAUCAGUCCACAGUACGAGCGGGGAGCUCGCUCACAGCAUCCACAUGACCAGGCCGAUCGAGGACUAUUCGACAAUGUUGCUUUACUACACGCAGCGAGCCUUGUCUGACCAGAACGAUGUCCUCCGUGCAAUGACAGGCAUCAUGCACCGAUUCACCGACAAGUUUGCCUGGUCGUUCCUCCAGGGACUGCCGAGAACCGCCGCUUUCGAGGGCUUUUUGAUCUUUAGGUCAAAUUUAACCGUUCUUCGUCGAAGGCCCAACUUUCCCAGCUACUCGUGGGCUGGCUGGGCAGGUGGUGUCGUUUUGGACGCUGUCAUCGACGAAUCUCAACUUGAUAAAUUCUUCGCAAGCAAGACGUGGAUCGAUUGGCACGAGUACGACGGUAACGUUACAUCCCCGGUUCACCCAGGAGGCGCGGAAUCCUGGUACGGCCACUGCACCAACGGGAUGGACAUGCUUCAGGCGGUCACAAAAAGGGUACACACGAAGAACUCGCUACAGAGGCUAGCCAAGAAGACGCUUCCGCGAGCGCCCGUAGCUCUUCAGCCCGGAGACAGCCGAGUCUUUCGGCAACCCAGCAGGCAAUCGUAUCCACUUCUGCGGUUCUGGACCAUGUCCGUGUUCUUCGACAUUGACAUGGCGACUAUGGACGUCUUUCUGGCCUCGGCAAGCAUCACCACCAGGGAGUCGCAGGACUGCGGCCGCGUCUGGCUGGAUGGAUUCGAAGACAUGCCCUUCUUCUCGUCUUCGGGGCCUUUUGAAUUUAUCCUCCUGUCGGAACGUGGUGGCGCGAGCUAUAAUGCCAUGUUGCUAGAGUGGGACGGCGACCAGGUGGUAGCGGAACGACGCGGCAUCGGCUACAUCCACAAGCACUCUCUUCAGCUGAGCCACCGGCCUGGACCGGUCUGGAAAGAGAUAUUGCUGGGGUGA
Molecule: messenger RNA, 2088 nt
Organism: Lasiosphaeria miniovina
Lineage: Eukaryota; Fungi; Ascomycota; Sordariomycetes; Sordariales; Lasiosphaeriaceae
Product: heterokaryon incompatibility protein-domain-containing protein
Exons: 2
Coding region: 1-2088 (695 amino acids)
Source: RefSeq, a predicted model, not a curated record